Messenger RNA from Emiliania huxleyi CCMP1516, 323 nucleotides. RefSeq lists its product as hypothetical. The transcript has a single exon. Lineage: Eukaryota; Haptophyta; Isochrysidales; Noelaerhabdaceae. The annotation marks the transcript as partial. The record is from RefSeq and is a predicted model, not a curated record.
AUGAGUGUCGACCCCUACCCUCGCUACCCUUACAACACCUUCAUUGACCUCUGGCGCGACUGUUACGCCGUGCCUUCCAUUCACUACCACUCCGUGUCGCGCGACGUCUACCUCCUCCGCUCCCUCACGGCGGCCGAGGCGGCCACGGUGCCGGGCGCGCGGCGCACGCACAAGAGCGCGUGCGGCGUGUGCAGUACGCUGGAGGACCUCGAGGUUUACAAAAACACAACCGACCUCACAACACCUGUUCGCAACUGCGGCCUGAAAAGCCUGCUCGGCUUUGAUCUCAAGGCCUGCAUUCGCAGUCUCGGCUUUUCGGACGC